Dufourea novaeangliae is the source of this 1390-nucleotide messenger RNA. RefSeq names its product 3-oxoacyl-[acyl-carrier-protein] synthase, mitochondrial. The record is from RefSeq and is a predicted model, not a curated record. Lineage: Eukaryota; Metazoa; Arthropoda; Insecta; Hymenoptera; Halictidae. Gene Ontology annotation, molecular function: 3-oxoacyl-[acyl-carrier-protein] synthase activity. The transcript has 3 exons. The coding region runs from base 1 to 1323 and encodes 440 amino acids. Gene Ontology annotation, biological process: fatty acid biosynthetic process.
AUGUUUACUCCACUUUACAGCGUUAGUCGUACUAUAGUAACUGCUGCAAGAUGCAGACGACGAGUUGUAGUGACAGGAAUGGGAGUAGUAUGUCCACUAGGAGUAGGUACACAGAAUGCUUGGGACAAUCUCAUUAAUUCUAAGUCAGGUAUUAUCAAAUUGACUGAACCAGAUUAUGAUAAACUACCUUGUAGAAUUGGAGCAUUAGUUCCUAAAGGAAAUGGUUCUAAUGAAUUAAACAUAGAAUCUUACUUCUCAAAAAGCGAGUUACGUACAAUGUGCGGUGCGACUGCAUAUGCCUUGAUAGCCACUGAAAUGGCAUUAAACGAUGCAAAAUGGAAACCAAAAGAUGAAACAGACAAGCAAGAUACAGGAGUGUCAGUAGGAAUUGGAAUGGUAGAUUUAGUUGAUAUAUGCACAACGUAUGAAGCUUUAAAAAAAGGAUAUAACAAAGUUAGUCCUUAUUUUGUACCAAGGAUUUUGCCUAACAUGGCUGCUGGACAAAUUAGUAUUAAAUAUGGCUUUCGUGGACCGAAUCAUUCUGUAUCAACAGCAUGUGCAACUGGAGCACAUGCAAUUGGUGAUGCAUUUCGUUUCAUCCGUGGUGGAGAAACAUCUGUAAUGGUGUGUGGUGGUGCAGAAGCAUGCAUUAGUCCUCUUGCUAUAGCUGCUUUCUGUAGGCUUCGAGCAUUAAGCACGUCAAGAAAUGAUUUUCCACAUGAAGCAUCACGCCCAUUUGAUAAAGAUAGAGAUGGAUUUGUAAUGGGAGAAGGUGCCGCUAUAUUGGUAUUAGAAGAAUUAAAUCAUGCACUCACAAGAAAUGCUAAUAUUUAUGCAGAAGUAUUAGGAUAUGGUCUGUCUGGAGAUGCAGCACAUUUAACUGCACCCAGUGAAGAUGGUACUGGUGCAAUAUUAGCUAUGGACAGAGCUGUCAAAGAUGCUGGUAUAGAUUCCACAGAAAUUACUUUUGUUAGUGCACAUGCAACUUCGACUCCCUUGGGAGAUGCCAUUGAAGUAAAAGCUAUAGAAUCAUUUAUGGGACAACAUAGUCAAAAUGUAACUAUUUCCAGUACCAAAGGAGCUCAUGGUCACUUACUAGGUGCAGCAGGAAACUUAGAAGCAACUUUUGCUAUUUUAGCAAUAAAAGAGGGCAUAAUUCCACCAACAUUAAAUUUGCAUAAUCUAGAUACAGAAACAUGCUUAAAUUUUGCCCCCAAUGCGAAAAAAGAUUGGAAUACGACGUCAAGGCUUGUAGCUUUGAAAAAUGCUUUUGGUUUUGGAGGGACGAAUGCAUGCUUAUGUUUCGCCGAAUACAAGAAAUAAGCCGAACGUGAAACUAAAGCUAUUACAAAAGCAUAAUAACACAACAUAAUACGAACUAGUCAUUCCU